Messenger RNA from Nyctereutes procyonoides (raccoon dog), 2757 nucleotides. It is a transcript of the gene NUDCD3, whose product is annotated as NudC domain containing 3. NCBI's taxonomy places the organism in Eukaryota, Metazoa, Chordata, Mammalia, Carnivora, Canidae. Bases 282 to 1349 code for a protein of 355 amino acids. Gene Ontology annotation, biological process: protein folding. Gene Ontology annotation, cellular component: cytoplasm. The transcript is spliced from 6 exons. The record is from RefSeq and is a predicted model, not a curated record.
GGUCUCGCAGGCGCGGGCUUUCUGGCGCCUAGGAGCCACGUCGGGGCCCACGUGUGGUCCUCCGCGAGGCUGCCCGGGGAAGCCGGUCGGGCGGCGGGGGCGAGGCUCGCGGCAGGGUCGCCCCGGCGCCCACGGCCCGGCCCCGAUAGCCGGGGGCCGGGCGGGCGCAGACCGGAAGUUGCGCCGGCGGCGGAGCCGUUACCGCAGCGUGCCGGAAGUGGCCGUGGGCCGGCGUCCGGGCCGCGCCCGCAGUGAGCAGCGUCCCUGCGGCCGGCGACGCCAUGGAGCCUGGGGCGGCCGAACUGUACGACCAGGCCCUGCUGGGCAUCCUGCAGCACGUGGGCAACGUCCAGGACUUCCUGCGCGUGCUCUUCGGUUUUCUCUACCGCAAGACCGACUUCUACCGCCUGCUGCGCCACCCGUCCGACCGCAUGGGCUUCCCGCCCGGGGCGGCGCAGGCCCUGGUGCUGCAGGUAUUCACAGCCUUCGAGCACAUGGCCCGUCAGGAUGAUGAGAAGAGGAGGAAGGAGCUGGAGGAGAAGGCGAGGAAGGAAGCAGAGGAGGCUGUGGCAGCAGCAGCUGAGCAGGAGCCAGUCCCAGCCCCAGGCCAGGAGGUGGAGGUUGGCCCCAGCAUGGACUCAGGCGGGCUGCAGGGAGCGCCAGGCCCACGGGGUGCUGUGCCUGAGGUGGCCCCCAGUUCGGGGGAGGCAGAGCCACUGGGAGCGUAUGCGGGUGCUGCCGAACUUCCCAAGGAACCCUUGGCUCUUCCCAAGAGGCAGGAACAGUUCCAGAGAAACCCUGACAGCUACAAUGGUGCUGUGCGUGAGAACUACACCUGGUCUCAGGACUACACCGACCUGGAGCUCAAGGUGCCGGUGCCGAAGCACGUGGUGAAGGGCAGGCAGGUCUCGGUGGCCCUCAGCAGCAGCUCCAUCCGGGUGGCUGUGCUGGAGGAGAAUGGGGAGCACGUCCUCAUGGAAGGGAAAUUCACCCACAAGGUCAACACUGAGAGCUCUCUCUGGAGCCUGGAGCCUGGGAAGUGCGUCCUGGUGAGCCUGAACAAGGUGGGUGAGUACUGGUGGAGCGCUGUCCUGGAGGGCGAGGAGCACAUUGACAUCGACAAGAUCAACAAGGAGCGCUCCAUGGCCACAGUGGACGAGGAGGAGCACGCCGUGCUGGACAGGCUCACCUUCGAUUACCACCAGAAGCUGCAAGGCAAGCCACAGAGCCACGAGCUGAAAGUCCAUGAGAUGCUGAAGAAGGGGUGGGAUGCCGAAGGCUCCCCCUUCCGAGGCCAACGAUUCGACCCGGCCAUGUUCAACAUCUCCCCGGGGGCUGUGCAGUUUUAAUGCCCAGAGGAAAGGACGUGCCUGCGGCCGUGCCCCCGGCUCCCUCCCACCAGGGACUCGCUGCCGGGUUCGCCCUUGCCCUCCUUUCUUUCAAGGGUGAACCCGCGGCGCCCGGCCCUGCGUCUCCAGACUGUCGGGAGCAGCACGGGGCGAGCGGGACACCGGCCACCCGCUCUCCUCCUGCUGCUGCACACGCUCUGCUUGCUUUCCUCGUGCUGGGCCCGGGGAGCGGGUGCUGGGCCGGCUGCUGCCGAGGGGGGCGCGAGGGUCCUCGCCUUCAUCUCUCCUGCACACCUGUGUGUGCGUUCUCGCUUGGUGUGUGUGCGCGUCCGCUGGAUGCUCAGCCCGGUCAGGGAGAACAGACUGGGGGUUCUGGUCAGCGCUGCUGGAUGUGGGGACAUGGUCCCGAGUGGUCACAGACACAGCAGGAACUGUCCUCUGUGGGGCCUGGUCCUUGUUGGGGAGCCAACCAGGUGCCCUCGGGAGACACAGCCACGGCCUUUCCUCCUGCCUCUGCUCUGCCCAUGGGGCCUGAGCCACCCCAGGCCCGCAGGCCACGUGCCUGCUGCUCUGGGGGCUGUCAGCUGGCAGGUUUCCUGGGACCUUCCCUCGGGGGCUGUCCUGGGGGCUGAGGAGGACUCCUUUCUAGGCGAUGGUUCCUCCAGAAACGGCCCCCUUCAAACGGCUUGAGUAGGCGGGAGCUCACUCGUCAGUCGUGUGGGGGCCGGUUUGAGGCUCGAGGUGGCCAGAAGUGAGUGGGGAUUCCUGUGUAUGUCCGAAGCAGCCCCUGGGAAGCAUCGGGUGGCUCUUGUGCCACGAAGGAGGUGCAGACACCAGGUGGCUGGGAGGAGCGUCGCCAAGGGGGCGCAGAGCUCUGCCUCCAUAGUUGGGCCGGAGCCUGUUGGUGGAGCUGAGACCCAUCCUCAGGGUCCCCAGGAUUUGCACACCUGUCCCAUGUCCCAGGGUUCUCAUGGCACACAUGUGUGUGAGAACCGGUCUCGAUGGUCUUGUCGGGGUCUCCUGGUGUGAUGAGGUGGGGCUUGCACUGUACCCCAGCUACUCGGGAGACUGGGGAGUCAUGGACUCUAUGGUCCGUCGUUUUCUCUGACGUUUUCAGUGUUGCGUUUUUGCCCACCCCGCCUGCCGUGGCAGCGGCUCACCAGCGUCAGAGUGGCGGGCUGGGGCACCGGGCCAUGCGGCCGAUGGCGGGCCGUCCUCGUGGGUGUCCUCUGCCCAUUGCUGCCGGCCUGGGCCCUGGAGCCGGUGCUGCCUGCGUGUUUUCUCUCUCCAGACGCGGCCGCCGCAGAUUGGCCACUGAGCUCCGUCAGCCAAGGUCCGGGGAGACCAGGGUGCCCGCCCACGAAGUCCCCUGUCCAGUGUUGGUUUGCAAUAAAUCUGUAUUUAAGCA